AUGUGUAUCAACAGGCCAAAUGACAUUGUCAUAGCUGUUGUCGGACUUGCGGGGGCUGGAAAGAGCACAUUUGUUUCCCAGUGUACCGGUCAGAACGUGGAAAUAGGCCAUAACCUAGACGCAUGUACAAAGCUUGUGGAGCCGUUCACGUUUAAACGCAACGGCUACACAGUCCAUCUUAUCGACACACCUGGCUUCGAUGGAAGCACUACCUCGGAUGUUCUUUUGCUUCAGGACAUUGCAGCUUGCCUGAACCAAGCAUAUACUCAUGGUGUUCAAGUGAGCGGCAUUAUCUAUCUGCAUGCCAUAAACAGCCCUCGCGCCCAAGGCUCUGGUAGGAAAGCACUUCGUAUUGUGAAGAAGAUCUGUGGAGAAGAUGCGUACUCUGUCGUGCUUCUCGGAUCGACAAUGUGGAAUAAGGAAAACUUCUCAGUCGCAAAGAGGCGGGAAGAAGAGUUGAUAAACAGCCAGGAGCUCUGGGGGGAUAUGAUUGCUGCUGGGAGCAAGUCGUUUGCAUUUUAUAACGACCGCGCGUCUGCUUUGAUUGCGUGCGAUUACAUUAUUCAACAGGGGCAGAAGAGGACACUGGCGCUGCAGCACCAGAUGGUCAAUGAGCACAAGUCGUUGGAUGAGACAGAGGCAGGGAUUGAGAUACAGGGCGAUGUUUUACGUGUUCGAGAGCUUUGCAGGUCCAACCUCGCAGAAGCAAGGAGGGAGGCAAAAAGAGCAGCGAGGUUGAACAAUGAACAGGUUGCAUCUGCGCUUAAUGCAUCGAAGGAGGAUUUACGAUUGCAGUUGUAUAAUAGUGAAAGAGCUCUGACCAUAAUGCAUGGAGAUAUGGAGGCGUUGCAUGCACGGAGCGAAGCUGCACUGAGGGAAGAAUUAGAUAGGUUGGAGAGGAAUAGAGAGCGGGACGAACAACAGCGAGUAGAGAUGGAAUUGAAGAUGGGGAUACUAGAGGAUCGACUACAAGCCCAAGGGCUGGAGAUUGGACCCGGAUCGGCUUUCUCCCGCAAAACAAUCUCCGGUGGAAUGCCGCAAAGCCCUGAGGAGGUCGCCAGGCUCUUGGAAAAGUACAACGAUUGCAAGAAAGAAUUGGAUCUUUGUCAAAAACGACAAGAUAUCAACAGGCAUCGUGAGAAUACUUGUCUGCUUAGGAUUGGAACUGGAGCUGGUGUUGUAGGCACUGCGUUUCAAAUCGCGUCAGUGGGUAUGGCUGCGGCAGCUUGUACUAUUAUGUAG
Colletotrichum gloeosporioides is the source of this 1242-nucleotide messenger RNA. RefSeq lists its product as uncharacterized. Bases 1 to 1242 code for a protein of 413 amino acids. The record is from RefSeq and is a predicted model, not a curated record. The transcript is spliced from 2 exons. Gene Ontology annotation, molecular function: GTP binding. Lineage: Eukaryota; Fungi; Ascomycota; Sordariomycetes; Glomerellales; Glomerellaceae.